Messenger RNA from Corticium candelabrum, 2256 nucleotides. Its product is annotated as forkhead box protein O-like. Gene Ontology annotation, cellular component: nucleus. Gene Ontology annotation, biological process: regulation of transcription by RNA polymerase II. The transcript has 2 exons. The coding region runs from base 190 to 1851 and encodes 553 amino acids. Gene Ontology annotation, molecular function: RNA polymerase II cis-regulatory region sequence-specific DNA binding; DNA-binding transcription factor activity, RNA polymerase II-specific. Lineage: Eukaryota; Metazoa; Porifera; Homoscleromorpha; Homosclerophorida; Plakinidae. The record is from RefSeq and is a predicted model, not a curated record.
AUUGCCAUACCCUGCGCGUUCUCUCCACACAACCCUCAACGCCAGAGACAUCACAACUGCAGGACAAAGCGUCGUCGCAUCUCAACACUCACACUCGACUCGAACAUCCGCGGGCGUCUCCGAAAUCAGGAAGUUGCGGUACAUGUGCAGCCGCUCCCUUGAUGCUCUGCUCGCUUCCACCCUCAACCAAUGGCUGCAGAUGAUGCCCAACCUCCUCGCUCCCGCUCGAGCACCUGGCCACCACAGCAGCCUGUAGAUUUCGAGCAGGCCCAGCAGGGGGCGUCGUCUUCAUCCAAAAAACCUCCCUCCCGUCGCAAUCCAUGGGGCAAUCUGUCCUAUGCCGAGCUCAUCACGCAGGCUAUUCUCUCCUCGCCCGACAAGAGGCUCACUCUGGCGCAAGUCUACGAGUGGAUGGUAAAGAACGUGCCCUACUUUGCAGACAAAGCGGACUCGACCUCGUCGGCCGGUUGGAAGAACUCGAUCCGUCACAAUCUCUCGCUGCAUACGCGCUUCAUGCGCGUCACGAACGAAGGUCCGGGUAAGAGCUCCUGGUGGGUGAUCAACCCCGAUGCGAAGGCUGGUCGGCCUGCACGACGCAGGGCGAUGUCGACCGAUGCGACUUCGAGUGGUAAUAAAUCGGAAACGAAGCGGAGAGGGAGGCACAACCGCUCGGGCUCUAAAGGAGCAAUCGAUACUGCAACAGCUGCAGGAGCAGCCGGUAGCCCCGCCCCAAGUCCGGCCCCUUCCUCAACCAGGCUCUACACCUCAUUGAAAGCGGAUCCAGAUGCGACCUUCUCGCAGCACUGUCUCACUCCGUCGUCUCUCUGCGACUCGGAUUCGUCCACAUUUGGAGGUGGAUCGACGUCGCCUUACGAUGGGUUCUCAUCUCCUCUUGGCGAUGCUGCCCCCUUCUCGGGUCCACUGCCUGGGACUUCGGAGCAAUUUGGGACUGACUACUUCUAUGAUCAAGAUCAGUCUCUGUUUGCGUCGGAAAUUGCUACACUUGCUGACCCUCUGGCGUCUCUUUCUGUUUCGAAUCAUCAAGGAUUGCAUGGGGAGUUGGACCCGAAUGGGUCGUUUCCACCCAUUACGAUUGAUUCUGCGCCUAUCAAUCCGGCUCCUUCAACAUAUGUCGCACCCUUUCAACCAUCUCUGUCUCCGAUAUCUGGUACACCGUUUGCUACACCACACGGCACACCUCCGACUCUCAGGCAUCCAUUCAGAGCAUCACAAGGUGACGAUGCUCGUUGUAUGUUCACCAGGUCGGUGAGCACCGAACAGAUCUACCCACAACAUCAACUUCAAUCCAGCUGGAAGCAAUCCUUCGGGCACCAACCGUGCAUGAUGAGUACAGGCUCAUGGCAGCAUCUCAACCAACCGAAUAUUAAUAAUUACCCGAACCAACUUCCAUACAACCCACCGCCUUAUUACAGUCAGAGCUGGUCGCCAACUAUGGCAUCGUCUUGCAGGGGAUAUUCCGGGUCGUGUGUCACUCUAUCACCGAACGACUACCAUCCACUCAUGCCGACUUCUUACCAACAUGAACCGAUGAGACUAAGUCAUAACCUGUCGCCCAUGUUGUGCAGCAGUACUUCAUAUCCGAACACUUCGUAUCCGAACACCAGCUACAGGCUGAGUCAGUCUUCUAGUGAACACUAUUCUAGUAAUCUAGAUGCUCAUCAUCACCUUAGAGACGACCUCAAUGGCAUAGAUUUAGAAGAACUCAUUUGUGCUGAGCUGCCGCUUGAAACUGGACUUGCAUUUGACUUCGAUCAUUUUCGUGAAGACGGUCAAACACAACCAACCAUUAACGGCAGCAACUGGAGCCACGAACAUCAGUGGGUCCACUGAUUGUUUACUGUUAUUAAAAAUGUGACACUCGGUCAUCAAUUUUUGAACAGCCACAUUUAUAGACAGUAGGAGAGAUCAGCAUGCAUACUGAUGUUGAUACAGUAGACAGAUAUAUGGACAAGAAGCAGGAUUAUUAGUUUAUUUUUGUCACAUGCUUUGAUGAUUAACACACACACACACACACACACACACACACACACACACACACACACACACACACACACACACACACACACACACACACACACACACACACACACGCACCUAUGUAUACAUUGUGUGUCGACGGUGAUGAGUAGUGUAGCUACAGAAUUCAUUAAAUUUAAUGAUUUUUAGUAUAGAUGGAUUCUUCUAGAAACGUGAAUGUGUGAUCGUGAUUUACAAUGUACAGAAUCAUUCUUUCAA